CAUAGCAGCUGUUUAAGUUCCAGCAGUAGUGAACGAUGCAGAGCCGUGCGCAUGAAGGACUGCCGCAAACGCUCCGCGAUGGCUCGCAAACGAAAUAUCCUCUUGGUGUAACUAGCAGGAAACUCAAACAACUCAACCAAAGGCCUAUCGCUGAAGUGGUGGUACCACUACCUCCACUUGAUCCAGUACCGUCAACAAAUGAAACGCAACAAAUUAGAACGAUUGAUAUCGCAGGAGGGAUUUCAACCUCGCAACAUCCCUCGAUACCAGUUACCGCCGAAAGCAGUAGGACGCCUCCGACAAAUGCACCCCCAGCUUAUCCCAUCAUAGACGAAAAUCCGCACGCACUAAAUUUAAAUUUAAAUUUGGCAAUGCAUCGCUAUUUCACAUUUCCACUUUUCUUUCGUCUGACGUAUUCCCCUGAAAUGCAACACAUGCUGGCGGAGCUAGGAUUUUACUUCCUGAUCGACGGUGUGCGUGCUUUUUUGCGCUGUCACUUUUGCAAAUUGGUCAUCAGUGCUGAAGAAUUUCAGCACUAUUUUGGCAAAGGCAUUAAAAACACCCUAACGAUUCUUGCAAAAAAAUUGAAUUGCACAAUUGCCUUUGAAGAUUCUAAAAAUGUGCCGAUGGGAGAGGACGUUGACAGCUUAUUGAAUUACAAAUUUGAGGCCCAUCGUCUCUUUUCUUUGAUGAAAAAGAUGAACUGGCAGUUUGUGAAACCUUUUGGACUAGCGAAAAGUGGAUUUUAUUACACUGGAGAUGGUGACAACGUCAGGUGUGCUUUUUGCAACCUGGAAGUUCGAGGAUGGGAAGAGGGAGACACGCCGGACGGUGAGCACAGGCGUUGGAAUCCAAACUGCCCAUUUUUGAAGAGCCAAAAAAGUGUAUUCAACAUACCUAUUGGAAGUGAACAGACUGAAAUGAAACAUGACGGCCUAUCGAAGAUAAACAUUGGCACCAACCCCUUUGCUGUGCCGGAGGGAUUGAAGAAAUAUGGAACCAAUGUUAGAUUUGUAAGACAAAGCUACGCUUUUCUUGUGACCUCUCACGCAUUGAAUAUCCAUGAUUGGUCUGCACCUUUAAACCCGAAAUACGCCACUUUCAACAGCCGAAUCAAUUCAUUCAAGAACUAUUGGCCAAAAAGUCUCAAGCAAACGCCCCUAGAAAUGGCCCUCGCUGGUUUCUUUUACACAGGAACUGGUGAUCGAGCCAUUUGCUUUCACUGCAAUUUGGGUUUGAAAGAUUGGGACCCCAACGACGAUCCUUACGUCCAACACUGCAAGUGGAACUCAAGCUGCCAGUAUCUCCUGAUGCGCAAGGGCUCCAGUUUCAUGAAAGAAGUUCUACAUUACGACCAGAAGAAGGAAAGCUUAGUUGUAACCACCAAGGAGCACCAUGAUGGUGCUUUGAACUGUUCAAUAUGCAGGUCGAAAGAAGUGUCAAAAGUUAAUUUACCUUGUGGUCACAUAACAUUUUGUAACACCUGUUCUGAACCUCUUUGCACUGUUUGCAAAGGUGAAAUAAUCGCUGAAAUUAAAUUAGUAGGCUUUGCUGACUGGUAAUUGACCAGUUGUAUAAACCCUUAGUGUUAGAAGCCGCCAACAGAUAGCGCAAUCAUAGACUUUCUUAAAAAUUUAGUUUCAAGGCACUUCCGCUUCGAUUUCAGAUUCAAUCCUGCUAUUGUGCAUUAUUCACUUAAUAUUCUUUCUUUUUAAGUGCUGAAAACCAAAAUCGGUUAAGCUAUUCGCCGUAGAAACAUUGGAAAAGAUUUGUAUUAAAAAAAUAGUUUUUCACGAUUCUAUGGGGAUUUGCCUAACCGAUUUUAGUUUUCAGAUCGUCAAAAGAAAAUAUAUUAAGUGAUGAAAUGCUCAGUAGUGGGAUUGAGUUUUAAAUCGUGGCGAAAGUGCCUUAAAACUAAAUUUUUAAGAAAGUCUAUGGUUGCGCCAUCUGUUGACGGCUUCGAACACAAAGGGUUUAUACAACAGGUCAAUAGACCAUACGCAAAUAAGCACAAAUAUCGUAUCUAGUACCCUGCGAAUUUCGCUCGCGACAUCGCAAAAUCGCACCGGUUGGGCUUGGCUUUGGCGGAUAGGAGUCCUCUUUGGCCGGAGGAUGUGACUCUCCGUCAUAAAAACCGGCCACCGCAACGAUCAUCCAGUGAUCUUAGCUUGGGAUUACAGGAUAAUCGACCCCGCUGUGCCCUCUGCAUUCAAAGACCCCUUUUAUUCUCAUUUGCCUAAGAUGAGGAGCCAUCUCUCAACUGGGCUUGAAGGCACGUUGGGUAAUAUGUACUACCUUCUUUACAAGCAUUAUUGUAUUAUGUGUGAUAUUAAUAUUAGGUUGGUAAAUGUGUUUAAUAGAAUUAAUAGUGGUGUCCACCCAGGUUUUAUUACCCCAAAUAGAGAUUAUAGGAUUAACUAACAAGUAAGACUUCACAAUUUUAAUGUUUCAAUUUUAAUGUCACAAUUAAUGCCGCGUACCGCUUUAAUGAUAAUAUUUAUUUUGAUGUAUAAGUGACCCUUGAGUGGUCUGGGUCCCUGUGCGGCCUGGUGCGCCCAUGUUAUCCGUUCGCGGUGUUAUUGCGACCCGGGUUUCAGCAUUCGUGCUAUAGUGCAGUGCGCGGACAGGGAUAAAAAGAGCCAAAAAUGGAAAAUAAAAUAGAAAGGCCAUGAAGUAAUUCACCUUUAUAAUUGUUGAAUUUGUAUAGUUGUAUCUAAUUGUUCAUAACAAUGCAAUAAAUCAAUUUAAAUAAA
Molecule: messenger RNA, 2753 nt
Organism: Cloeon dipterum
Lineage: Eukaryota; Metazoa; Arthropoda; Insecta; Ephemeroptera; Baetidae
Product: baculoviral IAP repeat-containing protein 2-like
Exons: 3
Coding region: 36-1562 (508 amino acids)
Biological process (GO): positive regulation of protein ubiquitination; regulation of cell cycle; negative regulation of apoptotic process
Cellular component (GO): cytoplasm; nucleus
Molecular function (GO): ubiquitin protein ligase activity; cysteine-type endopeptidase inhibitor activity involved in apoptotic process
Source: RefSeq, a predicted model, not a curated record